This is a messenger RNA of Dendronephthya gigantea, 2027 nucleotides long. RefSeq lists its product as uncharacterized. NCBI's taxonomy places the organism in Eukaryota, Metazoa, Cnidaria, Anthozoa, Malacalcyonacea, Nephtheidae. The coding region runs from base 99 to 2027 and encodes 642 amino acids. The transcript has 10 exons. The record is from RefSeq and is a predicted model, not a curated record.
AUUUGUCAGAAGGAGGACAUCCGAAGCGAGAUAUCGCAGCAAGCGCGUCAUUCGUCCUUAGUUGAAUCUUUGCUCACUUCAUCAGUGCACUUGUCAAGAUGGCUAAUGAUUACUUAAUACUGUCGAUCUUUUUUUCAGCUCUUGCCGUGCAAGUCCUGGGUCAAACGUAUCCACCUACAACCGAAGAAGAAACGUUCAUUUUCACUGGUUUCGGAAGAACAUCUGUCCGAACAGCUGAUAGAACCCCAACCUACAGACCAAGUAUUCGAACAGCAACCGGACCAAUCUCCAGGACAUCUUACUACAGAACCCCAACCAGAUUGCCAUACAGGACAUCUUACUAUAGAACCCCAACCAGAUUGCCAUACAGGACAUCUUACUAUAGAGCCCCAACCAGAUUGCCAUACAGGACAUCUUACUAUAGAACCCCAACCAGAUUGCCAUACAGGACAUCUUACUAUAGAACCCCAACCAGAUUGCCAUCCAGGACAUCUUACUAUAGAACCCCAACCAGAUUGCCAUACAGGACAUCUUACUACAGAACCCCAACCAGAUUGCCAUACAGGACAUCUUACUAUAGAACCCCAACCUACAGACAAAGUAUUAGGACAGCAACCGGACCAAUCUCCAGGACAUCUUACUAUAGAACACCAACCAGAUUGUCAUACAGGACAUCUUACUACAGAACCCCAACCUUUAGACCAAGUAUUAGAACAGGAACCGGACAUAUCUCCAGAACAUCUUACUACAGAACACCAACGUCAUUCAGACCAACAUUUAAGCCGUUCAGACCUAGCGGCCUCUCGGAAACGGCUUGGAAGAACUUCAAAGAUGGACGACUCGAUAAACUUUCGGAGGAAGAAAGGAAAAAAUUGAAACCAAGAUACGUCGUUUAUAUUAGCAAAGGGGCACUGGAGUACGCAGGUGAAGAACUGGUGAGGAAUCUGACAAAAUUGGUUGGAAGAGGAGGCAAAGAUGAUGUUGAAAAAUUGGCAAAUAAAUUGAAUUGUUCACAACUUGCUUAUGUCCUCGAUGAGGCAACGAAAUGGGAUUGUUCCUUGCUGAAAGGCUUGGAAUCACCGGUGAAAAGAUGCAGAAAAGAAAAGGGAAAGAUGGCUCAUAAGUAUAACCUUGAAGCUCUGUCAAGAUGUGUUUCGUUUAAGGACUUAGACAAACACGAGUUCAAAGAGCUGGGCGAUAAAGGAGCAUUCAAAGAUGCCUCAAAUGAACAGAAGAAAAAGUACGCAAAACAAGCGAAGAAGGUUAAUGGUGACCCUGAAUACUGGACAAAAGAUGAUUUAAAAGUUAUGGAAGAUCUUUUACCUUUUCUACCUUUAAAAGACUUGAAAAAGGUUCAGAAGCACGUGCUAAAAGAAUUUUUAAAGGAUGGCGGUGGAAAGACAUUGAGCAAGCAAAGAAAGAGCGAUAUUUUCCGUGAACUCUUCAAAGGAGAAAAGAGCUUGACAGCAGAGAACAUUACUUGGAUUUGCGAGGCUGGGUUUGAAUCGGAAUUAAGGUCCAAAGAUAUCAAAUCUCUUUCAGACAAGUCGCUUGAAAUGUACGCAAAAUGUUUCGGAUCACAUGAAGCACACGCGUCUGUUAGGAGAGAGUUCACAAAACGAGUGUGUUCAAAUCCUUUGAACUUUGACAAUUACACUGCCGAAAUAUGCGUGCACUCGCUGGCAGAUAUGAAGCCGAGUGUUUUGACAAACGAGACAAUUGUUGAGCUGUUGUUGCAACAAUACCUCAAGCUGCCGAAGAAACCGGAAGUGAAAGGAGAAAUAUGUCGAAAACUUGCUCGAGCUUUCACAAGAAAGUUCGGUCGAAAUUCCACCAUGAGAGCAGGUCCAUUGGUGAAGUGCAUGGAUAGAUCACCUGAAGAAAUAGCCGAUGAUAUGGAAAGUUUGAAGGAAAUUGCCAAUUCUAAGGGAAACAAAGCACUGAAACGACGUCUUUUUGAUGUAAUAAAAAUGAAUCGGACGAAAUAUGGCGGCGUACUACUCGAGUUUAAUUUAUUGAUUGAUUGA